This is a messenger RNA of Melanotaenia boesemani (Boeseman's rainbowfish), 2407 nucleotides long. RefSeq names its product ST8 alpha-N-acetyl-neuraminide alpha-2,8-sialyltransferase 2 (gene st8sia2). Gene Ontology annotation, biological process: N-glycan processing; oligosaccharide metabolic process. Gene Ontology annotation, molecular function: alpha-N-acetylneuraminate alpha-2,8-sialyltransferase activity. The coding region runs from base 409 to 1560 and encodes 383 amino acids. The record is from RefSeq and is a predicted model, not a curated record. The transcript is spliced from 6 exons. Lineage: Eukaryota; Metazoa; Chordata; Actinopteri; Atheriniformes; Melanotaeniidae.
CUGAAUCUAUGCGCUGCAGCCUCACACACCCCUUCGGUGAGGUGGAGGGGUGUGAGGAUGGACACUUUGCCCCUCUCUGCGCCUUUAAGACUGCAUGUGGUCUACAUCUCUCGGCUCCCAUGGCACGCUCCGUAGGUGCACGCUCUCAAAGUUUGACUGGGGAAUAGAGGUACCAGCGGAGACGGCAGCAACGUCGCCUUGUCGGGAAACACAAACCCACAACAUCUGAGGAGAGGAUAGAAAAGGACCGCAUCAUGCGUGGGAGUGUCCGGCGAUAAGAACAAAGAGAGAGAUGACUGAGCGGAUCCUCGAUUUAUAAAUGGAAAACCCAAGAAGGUUAAUACUCUAACAGGCUCGCUGAAAGGAGGGACUCCCGGCUGCAGCCCCCCCCCCCCCCCCCUCUCAGCCAUGCCGCUUGUAUUCCGCACGCUGUUGUUCGGGUUUGUAACGCUGCUGGUUGCGCUUUUGAUAAUUGAUGAUAUCGCAGAAGUGGAAAAAGAAACUGCAGAUAUUGGACACUCAAAGAAGAUGAACUCAAACCAGCUUAUCCCGAAACCACACAGAAAAGCUACAGUGCAUGUGGAUCUGACUGCUACAGCAAGAAUGAGCAUACACAUAAAUCAUCCUCCUCAAACCCACAAUACCACUGCCAAACACUCGUCAAGCAACUGGACCUUCAAUAAGACUCUCUCCAAUCUCAUCAGGAAGAAUAUUCUGAGAUUCCUUGACCCAGAGAGAGAUAUCUCAAUCCUAAAGGGUACACUGAAGCCAGGAGAUAUCAUCCACUAUGUGUUUGAUCGCCACAGCACCACCAACAUCUCAGAAAAUCUCUACCGUCUUUUGCCAACUGUGUCGCCGAUGAAAAACCAAUAUCACAGGCGCUGCGCCAUCGUGGGCAACUCUGGGAUCCUGCUGAACAGCAGCUGCGGACCUGAGAUUGACUCCCAUGACUUUGUAAUCAGGUGUAAUCUGGCACCAGUGGAGGAGUACUCUCAGGAUGUGGGGCAGCGGACCAACUUGGUAACCAUGAACCCCUCUGUGGUGCAGCGGGCCUUCCAGGACCUGGUCAGUGAGGAGUGGAAGGAGCGUUUCUUGCAGCGCCUUCGAAGCCUGAGCGGCAGCGUGCUGUGGAUCCCGGCCUUCAUGGCUAAGGGGGGAGAGGAGCGUGUGGAGUGGGCCCUUCGCCUCAUCCUGCUGCACACUGUGAACAUACGCACCGCCUUCCCAUCGCUGCGCCUUCUCCAUGCUGUCAGAGGAUACUGGCUAACCAACAAUGUCCACAUAAAGCGACCAACCACUGGCCUCCUCAUGUACACAAUGGCCACCCGCUUCUGUGAGGAGAUCCAUCUGUAUGGCUUCUGGCCAUUUCCACUGGAUCCUCAAGGCAAAGCGGUUAAAUACCACUACUAUGACACUCUAAAGUACGAGUAUACCUCCAGCUCGAGUCCUCACACCAUGCCUCUGGAGUUCAGGACCUUGAACACCUUGCACAGACAGGGGGCGCUCCGACUCCACACGGGAACCUGUGAUGUGGAGCGGAGAAAUCUCCAGCGCAACUAGCUGGCUGAAAUAUCUCCAUGGAUACCAUGUUUUUCACUGGAUGGACUCAAAAAAAAAAAACAAGUUUUCUUGUAAUUACUUUUUUGUUUAACCUUGGGUAACUGUAUGUCCAGUAAUAGGAAUGAGCCAUUUCUGUUACUGCCUCCUGUAUUGACUCAUUACACUGCUGUAUUUUAACUUUAAUGAUGUUUCCAUGGCAACUGUUAACCCUCUGGGGUUCACUCAUAAGCAACUGGAAAGGAAACAGAUGGUUUGAGUUUUAUAGAGGCUACAAGUUUGGAAAAACCACGCGCACGUUUUUUGUGUGGAAAAAAAUGAUCUAAUUUAAUACGUUCUUAUGCCGUUUUACACUCUAUCAUUUUAAGCAGCACGACAGCAGAAAUUUAAGUAGGCUGUGCAAAAAAAAUAUUUACAUCUUUUUUGCAAUGUCAAAUUUAUACAGUUUUUAAUAAAACAAAAGGUCUGAAGUGCCCGUAAAGAGAACAAGGGCUGAGAUCCCAGAGGCUUAAAUUAAUAAGACCUCUUUCUUAUGAUUAGCACUGAGACAGCAGCUUUAUGAUAUUUUAGGUCUCCACUUUGGCUGAAUGUAAGCUGUGCAGCAUGAAGACUUGUUAAUGGCUCCUGUGAGUUGCUGUUUGGGCCACAAGAUGGAAGCACUGAAUAAUCAGGGAGAAAGAUGCACUAAGAAAAAAAUUUCUUCAUGAAACAAUGAAUGCUUUUUCUUAAGAUCCUCAGAAAGCUUUGAUUCAACUUGUGAUAACAUUUACUUUGACGGCUAACUUUUGUGCUUUUGUAGCUUCUUAUAAAGCACCUUAAAAAUGUGAAAACAACUUAUGAACAUUUUUUU